This is a messenger RNA of Mytilus californianus (California mussel), 615 nucleotides long. Its product is annotated as peptidase inhibitor 16-like. Bases 1 to 615 code for a protein of 204 amino acids. NCBI's taxonomy places the organism in Eukaryota, Metazoa, Mollusca, Bivalvia, Mytilida, Mytilidae. The transcript has 6 exons. The record is from RefSeq and is a predicted model, not a curated record. Gene Ontology annotation, cellular component: extracellular region.
AUGCUAAAGCUUCACAAUGAAUGCAGAAGUAAAACGGCUAAAGAAGAUCGGGCUGCUGAUAUGAUGAAAAUGAGAUGGGAUUACACUGCAGCCAAUGUUGCUCAAAAAUGGGCAGAUCAAUGCAAAUGGCAACACAGUAGUAGUAAAUAUGGAGAAAAUCUAUUCAUUUCUUCAGCACAAGACAUCUAUAAGGUGAUUGGCCAGGCUGUUAAUUCUUGGUACAACGAAAAAAAAUAUUAUAAUUACAACCAUUGCUCUUCUGAUUGCAUUAAGAAAUGUGGUCACUUUACACAGGUUGUUUGGGCCAAAUCAUCUCGAUUAGGAUGUGGAAUACGAAAAUGUAAUAAAGUGAUUGGCACCAGCUUCACAAACUCAUAUUUUGUAGUAUGUAACUACUCUCCAGCUGGGAACAUGGUGAAGGACAAGAUUCUCGGGAAACCUUAUACAAAGGGUGAACCUUGUUCCGAAUGUCCUGGUUACUGCACCUCAGAAUCACUUUGUAGAAAAAUCUCAACAAAAAGGACGCUGUAUGACUUUCUGUCAAGAACUGCGGAUACAGAAAGUGACUGGAAUGAAGAAAAAGACGAGGAUUUUGGAGUUCAAUACAAAGACUAA